ACUGGGUUUCGUACCCACUGGGCUUUCCGUAGUUGUUUUGAAGGCGGUGUUGGUCCAAAAAGAAGGCUGUUUGUAGUCAAGGACGCCUCGCACAUACAGCAGCAGUUGACUUAGCUAGCCGGAUAGCUUGCUAACAUCUUGUUCCGUGGAUGGAUAGCCUAGCUCCUGGAACUCGAGAAUAACACAAUGGCACAACAAAACUUCCCGAACGUGACUCUUUCGAUGACUCUGCCGAUAUCGUGCCAUGUCUGCCUUGGAAAGGUCCGCCAGCCUGUUGUAUGUGCCAACCACCACGUGUUUUGUUCAACAUGCAUCGAAAUGUGGCUGAAGACAGCCAGCCAGUGUCCUGCAUGCAGGGUCCCCAUUACACAAGACAACCCCUGUCGAGAGAUCAUAGGGGGCACCAACGACAGCGAGCCUUGUGAGACCCACUCGAUCAGGAGAAAACUCAGGAAGACCCGGGCCGAGCUUCUGUUGAAAGAGUAUGAGGAUGAAAUCGAAGGACUCCUCAAAGAAAACGAAGACCUGACAUCCCAAAACCAGAGCUUGGAGUCUCAGUUGAGGACCGUGCUGGAGCCUAGCCCCAUAGCGUUGUCUCAGAAACAGGACAGGAACAUAGACCUCAACGUUCUGGAGGAGUGGGCCAAUAAGCUGCGAGCAGCUACGGACCGCUACUGUGAAGUCAAACAGGAAAUGGAGAGACUGAAAGAGGCUAACAAGACUUUACGGUCCCAGAAUAUCGACCUGGUUCAGGAGAACAUGCGGCUGAAAUCCGAGGUGGCGAGCAGAUCUCCUCAGAAGUUUGGCCGCUACACCGUGGCAGCGCUGGAGGCGAAGAUCCACCAACACGAGCGCGACUUAGACCACCUGAGGAGGGCGCUGGAGCGCAGUGACCAGUAUAUCGAAGACCUGGAGGCCCAGGCGGCCGGCACCAAGAACAGGGGACCCUCGGACCAAAGAGAGGCACCCGCUCCUGGUCCCGAGACCCAGUUGGAAAGCCAGGAGAAUGGGGAGGUUGGGGUGGGGGCGGGGGCCUGCGUGGGUAAACAGAGGAUCUCAGCCAUGAGAAGGAGUUUGAGUGACAUGGAGACGACCUCCAUCUGCACCAACCUGGAAGGAGUGUCUCAGACCAUCCCGGGUGGCGGCAGAGGCAGCUUGCUCUUGACCACGACUUCGGGCCUGGCCGUCCCUGACCAGAGCGUGUUUGGGGGAAUGCUGAGCAGGCUGGGUGGCAAGGACACCAAAAGCCCAACCUCUGACCCCUUCCUGCCUUCCACUCCUGCCUCGGCGUUCCGGUCCCUGAGCCUGAAGAGCCCGCAGGUCCGAGAGGACAAGCCGGGAAGCAAGCCUCCCUCGUACCUGCGGAGGCUGAGUUUCGAAGACUGCUCUGGGGAGAACAAGCGUUCCAGCUUCAGUAAGCUGCACCGUAGCAGCUUGUCUCCUGCCUGCUCCCUUGAGGCAGGGUCGUCUGGGUCUAAACCUGCGCCCUGGGCCGCCUGGCAGAGAUCCGAUUCCACCCACCUGACUGGGACCAGCGAACCAGAGCAGCAGCACCGCAGCCCUCAGCGAGGUGAGACCGACGCCAGAGGAUCCUCCAGCGAGGCGUCCAUGGACGCCGCGUACCUGGAUAAGAUCUCCGAGCUGGACUCCAUGAUGCUGGAGGGCGAGAGCACCAGUAGCCGUGGCUCCCAGCUGUCCCUGGUUUCCCUCAAGUCCGCGGACUCGUCUGACUUCAACGCCACCCUCGUACCGGAGCCGAGGGCAAAUGACGACGAGCCGCCGGCUUUGGGCCGUGACCCGGUGGCGGAGAGGCGUCUGAGCUCGCCGAAGGACCGGCCUGGGGAGAACGGUAGUGUGACCAGCAGGGAUGUGAAGCCCACCUCAUCCCCGUACGUGGCCCCAGCCGCCUCCACCCUAACGGGGGCUGGAGAUUCACCCGGGGCUGGGGAUGACGGUCCAGGACUGGGCCUCACAGCGGACACAAGCCAGCCCUCCCAAACCGACGAACUGUCCUUCGACCUGCUGUUUGAUCCCCCGUCGACUAAGAACAAGGAGGGUGGCUUCGCUGUCUCGCCCACCUCCUCAGACACCCACCUCCAUGACAGCCCCUCUCCCGCUUCCUCCUCUUCCUCUGGUUGCCAUGGGAGACCUGGGAACACAACAAGAGACAGGCAUGCGGUCAGUAAUGGUCACCCCACCAAGCGCACCCACAGCCCCUUCAGCCUCACCAGCCCUUCCAAACUGUCCAAGUACAUGUGAUGGAUCAACUCUUCAAGUCCACAUGGAAGUGGGUCAGGGUGAAUCUUUACAACUCGCUGUACAGUUAAACCUUCGUCUGUGCAGUCUUAUGAGAACGCUGUGGAGUGUCAUGGUGUUUUUUCUCCUGUCUGAGGAAGGUUGAGCUGUACUAAUCCAGACGGGCAGUUUAGUAUUUUGGUCCCAUUACAUUCUCUUGUAUCUGAAUAUAGGACUGUACAAUACCACUGAAUCUGCUUGUCCACGUUGUUGCCCUCAUGAUAUGUAAUGUGAUGUUAACAUCUACCUCAUGGCAAAUAUAUGAAACUGUAAUGCUUUCUCUGUCAAAGGUAUCAUGCAAGGAAGGUUUAAAUUGCAUUUAGUUCACUUUUGUACUGGGGAUGCAGUGUGGAUUACAGCAUUACGUUUGUGAUGAGAUUAUAUGUUGACGACAUUAAAACUGGCAGGCCAAGAAACCAUGUUUUGUGAGUUCAUUUCAUUUGAGCUAUAAGAUUAAUAAUCAAGGCCUAUUUGAGUCAUUCUGCACUUGUUAUAUGGGCAAGGAUGGUGUACUUUCACAAUGGAAAGAUUACAAUAAAUCUGAAAAUUAGAUAAAGAAUGCAUGUUGGCACCUUGCUACCCUUCAUACCUCACGCAUCCGAGGCAAUCCCGUGUUGCACGACGU
Osmerus eperlanus (European smelt) is the source of this 2920-nucleotide messenger RNA. It is a transcript of the gene obi1, whose product is annotated as ORC ubiquitin ligase 1. The record is from RefSeq and is a predicted model, not a curated record. Lineage: Eukaryota; Metazoa; Chordata; Actinopteri; Osmeriformes; Osmeridae. Bases 187 to 2259 code for a protein of 690 amino acids. The transcript has 6 exons. Gene Ontology annotation, biological process: protein monoubiquitination; regulation of DNA replication. Gene Ontology annotation, molecular function: metal ion binding; ubiquitin-protein transferase activity.